Aspergillus versicolor CBS 583.65 is the source of this 769-nucleotide messenger RNA. Its product is annotated as MGMT family protein. Gene Ontology annotation, molecular function: catalytic activity. The record is from RefSeq and is a predicted model, not a curated record. Lineage: Eukaryota; Fungi; Ascomycota; Eurotiomycetes; Eurotiales; Aspergillaceae. Gene Ontology annotation, biological process: DNA repair. The transcript is spliced from 2 exons. The coding region runs from base 370 to 615 and encodes 81 amino acids.
CUGGACUGCGGGCUUGGCGGUCUGUGUUGAAACGGACUAUCUAUUCUCCCGGUAUGCUAUACUGUACUUUUUGUAUGCGCGAUACGAGGGACAUGGGCAUUGUCAUCUUCUUCUCUUAUAUUGGACGUUUUUUGUUGAUGAGAGAUUGCAGGCACCUAGUUCCAACACUUAACCAAGUCUCUUUGAUUGCCAAAGUGGUACUCCCUUCGCUCGGCAGACGAAGAGCAAAUCCCAUGGUAUUACUGUACUCUACUCCGCUGCGUACAACACAGCCAACUGCCAAACAACCCACAUCCAAAGCUAUCAAGACUCGGAUACAGUGCUUCAAUUACUUUAUAGGUGAACAGACACCUCAACGCCGAAAUUGAAAUGCCCCGAACAGAGGAAGCAGAACACUGGUUCAACGCCGUCUACGCCGCCGUGCGCGAGAUCCCGCGGGGCAAGGUAACCUCCUACGGGCACAUCGCUCUCUUACUAGGUGAACCAAAACGUCCUCGCCAGGUUGGGAUCUGUUUAAAACACCUCCCGAGUCCAGAGAGCGGGGAGUAUUUCAACGGCGGGAAUGUGCCGUGGCAGCGGGUUGUGAAUUCCAAGGGGAUGAUUUCGCAUCGGUAAGUGCUACCAGGCUCCUUAUCCGCUUGUCCCAUGCAUUGGUGGUCUUGUUUUGUAUUAUGGGUGCAAUAAUUGGAAUGAAGAGUUGCGAGCUGAUGGGUGUCUGUUAGCGGGCCUGGGAGUGCAGCGAGACAGGCAGAGGCUCUUCGUGAGGAGG